Saccostrea cuccullata (small rock oyster) is the source of this 2077-nucleotide messenger RNA. RefSeq lists its product as uncharacterized. The coding region runs from base 43 to 1725 and encodes 560 amino acids. The record is from RefSeq and is a predicted model, not a curated record. The transcript has 2 exons. Lineage: Eukaryota; Metazoa; Mollusca; Bivalvia; Ostreida; Ostreidae. Gene Ontology annotation, molecular function: zinc ion binding; protein binding.
GACAAGACAGGUGCCAUUAUAAUCUGCAGGUUUACUUAAAUCAUGGACCCCUGUACCAGUGCCCAGGACGUGAUGCGAUGUGACCUGUGUGAGACCGCUGUGGUAGAAAUGCAUUGUGAUACGUGUCUUAUCAACCUGUGUAAGGCAUGUGUGGGAGAACACAUGAUAUCUGAUGAAUCCAAAAAACACGAAAUUGUUAAAUUUUCCCUGAGAAAAACUACCCCCCUCUACCCUGCAUGCAUAUCUCAUGUCAAAGAACGAUGUGAAAUGUACUGUAAUAAAUGUGAUAUUCCUGUGUGUGUCACCUGCCUUGCUUCUGAUCAACAUCUAGGUCAUAAAUUAUUGAAAACUGUACAAGUCUUAGAUAACAAAAAAGAAAAGAUCACAAAAGAACUGGCUGAAUUAAAUGAGACAAUUUAUCCAACCUACCAGGACAUUGCCUCUGAUGUACAAAACAAAAUGAGUCAAUUAAAAAAGGAAUAUGGGGAUCUCUCAACAGCCAUAACAAAACAUGGAGAGGACUGGCACAGAGAAAUUGACAAACUUGUCAAGAAACUUAAAGCUGAAGUUGAUGAGAUGAAAAACACACAGUUACAAACUCUACAGAAACAUCUGGAUGAAAUAAACAAGACAAUGUCUGACAUCAAGGAUGAAAUCGAUUCAUUUAACACUGUUAUAGACUCCAAUGAAAUUUCAGAGAUUUUUAAAUUUGCAUCUGUUAAUAUUACAAGAUAUAAAAAUAUCCCAGAGAAAAUUUUGCCAUAUUUGCCAAAAUUCACACAAGGCAGAAUCCAAAGGAGAAAAGAACUCGGCAAAUUGUUUGGCACCUUAUCAUCAAGUUCUUUAAAUUCAGAUGAACAUGGCUACAGCAUGAAGACAACACACAAAUCACCAGAAGCUGGAUCCUCUCCUCCAGUCAAACAGCUGCUUGAUGAACCAGAGACUGUCACCACCAUGAAGACUGAGUGUAGCCUUUACCAUGCAGCCUGUCUGAAUGAUGAAGAAAUCUGGACAAGUGGAGAUGAAAAAACCAUGAAACUCUUCAGCAUCAGUCAGGGAUCACUACUCAAGUCAAUCAGAACCAAGUCAGGGAACAGACCAUAUGACAUAGCAGUGACAAAAUGUAGAGAUUUAAUUUAUACUGAUUACAUUGAUAGUACUGUGAACAUUGUGAAGAAUGAGAAGAUAGAGGAGGUGAUCAGACUACAGAACUGGAUACCUAAAGGUGUCUGUAGUACCUCCUCUGGUGACCUCCUGGUUAUCAUGAUCAGUGAUGAUAGAAAACAAACAAAAGUUGUCCGUUUCUCUGGCUCCACAGAGAAACAAAGCAUUCAGUUUGAUGAUCAAGGUAAACCUCUUUAUUCAUCUGAUUCUGAUUACAUUAGUGAGAACAGGAACCUGGAUAUCUGUGUGUCUGAUGGAGCUGGAGCAGUAGUGGUGGUCAAUCAGGUCGGGAAACUGAGAUUCAGGUACACUGGACAUACUAAUGCUCCAAAGAACAAACCAUUCCAUCCACGAGGAAUCACCACAGACAGUCAGAGUCACAUCCUUACAGCUGAUAAUAACAAUGACUGUGUCCACAUCAUAGACCAGGAUGGACAGUUCCUCCGGUACAUAGAAUGUGGACUUAAUAAUCCGAUAGGACUAUGUACAGACACAUAUGACAAUCUGUUUGUUGCUGAAUGUAACAAAGAUCAAGUGAAAAAAAUAAAAUUUCUGCAGUGAAAAAAGUUAUUACAGUUUGAUCUCUCUAUGGACACAACAUUUCACAGAAAGUCUAUACUUUCAAAUAGACCAUAUAAAAAUCUUUAAAAACAUACAGGUGUGUUUUUUCUUAUACACAUUAUGUGAUGUCAAAGUGGACAAGAAAAAUAAUUCUAUAAAUUUAAAAAAUGUAACAAUGAAUGAAAAACCUUGACGGUACGUACAUAUAAGAACUAACAGUAACUGACCCAUGUGGUUUUAUCUCACAGUUACUUCUUUAUCCAGUGGAUAUUAGUCAUUGUAUUCCAAACAUGAUACCAAAGAAACAAAUCAUUUGCAUUUGUAAAUUUGUAAACAUGGAAGAUCAAGGUAG